AUGACAAUUCAUAGGAAAAUGCUUAAUCAAUUUGAUAAAGAAAUAGCAGAGAGUUUAAAACAUGAUAACAAUCAAGAUUUAUUAGAUAAAUUGAAAAUAGAAAUAAGUGAAUUAAAAAAUAAACUAAAAAAGUUAUGUGGAGAUGCAGUAACUGAAGUUGGUAAAGUUAUAGUACAGAAAGUGGAUGAUGUAUCAGAUGGUGCUGUUUCAAUUUUUGAUAUUUAUUCAUUAAUACAAUAA
This is a messenger RNA of Entamoeba dispar SAW760, 240 nucleotides long. RefSeq lists its product as uncharacterized. Bases 1 to 240 code for a protein of 79 amino acids. The transcript is spliced from 2 exons. NCBI's taxonomy places the organism in Eukaryota, Evosea, Mastigamoebida, Endamoebidae. The record is from RefSeq and is a predicted model, not a curated record.